AUGAAAUUAGCGGACGACAGAUUCAUCGGACCUCCGAUCUCCAAAAUACCUCAACUCCGGGAACAACCGACCCGGCCCGAUCCACAAACCGCCGGAGUCGCCAGCGACCAAAUUCUCGUUCCCGAGACUCCUUCUCUGUCGAAUCGCGUUAAGACUCUUAUCUCGUGGUCCGUCUUCUUCCUCCUCGCCGUCAUCGUCCCAUUGAUCUCCCACUUCGUGCUAACCUGCACCGAUUGUGAAUUCAAACUCAACCGUCCAUACGACGCCUUGGUGCAGCUCUCGCUAUCGAUAUUCGCCGGAAUCUCGUUUCUGAGUCUCUCGGAUUGGUUUAGGAAAUACGGAAUCCGAAAGUUCUUGUUCCUCGAUAAGCUUAAAGACGUCAGCGACAAAGUCAGGAUCGGGUACGAAGCCGAAAUCCAGAGAUCAACGAAGCUAUUGGCUAUCUUCGUCCUCCCAUCGUUAACGCUUCAAGCAGUCUAUCGCAUCUGGUGGUAUGCUUCAGGCUCAGACCAAAUCCCUUACAUUAUCAACCCAACGCUGAGCCAUGUCUUAGCCUGCACGUUACAGCUCUCUUCUUGGCUCUACCGUACAUCACUCUUCAUCACCGCCUGUAUCGUCUACCAAAUCAUCUGCCACCUUCAGAUCCUCCGUCUCGACGAAUUCGCCCGCUGCUUCGCCUCCGAGAUCACUGAUUUCAGCUCCACGCUCGCCGAGCAUUUGAAAAUCCGGCGUGGGCUAAAGAUUGUUAGUCACCGUUUCAGGCGAUUCCUUUUAUUGUCAUUGUUCUUCGUCACUGCCACUCAGUUUAUGGCCUUGCUUACCACCAUUAGAGCUAGUGUUCCCUUUCAUAUCUAUGAAGUUGGUGAGCUCGCGAUUUUGUCGCGUCGUCGUAAUGUUGUUCAAUCAUCUGAUGAUGAUGAAGAAGAAGGAGGAGACAGUGAUCUUGACAAAAUACAUCCAAUCUAUGCACGAGACAUAUGUUUUCAGAAACGUCAAGCUUUAGGAUCAUCGGACCUCCGAUCUCCAAAAUACCACAACUCCGGGAACCGACCCGACCCGAUCCACAAAUCGCCGGAGUCACCAGCGACCAAAUUCUCGUUCCCAAGGCUCCUUCUCUGGUUCGAUCAGUCGAAUCGCGUUAAGACUCUUAUCUCGUGGUCCGUCUUCUUCCUCCUCGCCGUCAUCGUCCCAUUAGCCUCCCACUUCGUGCUAACCUGUGCCGAUUGCGAUUUUAAACUCCGCCGUCCGUACGACGCCUUAAUUCAGCUUUCGCUGUCGAUCUUCGCCGGAAUCUCGUUUCUGAGUCUCUCGGAUUGGUUUAGGAAAUACGGAAUCCGAAAGUUCCUGUUCUUCAAUAAGCUCAAUGACGUCAGCGAAAAAGUUAGGAUCGGGUACGAAGCCGAAAUCCAGAGAUCAACGAGGCUAUUGGCUAUCUUCGUCCUCCCAUCGUUAACGCUUCAAGCAAUCUAUCGCAUCUGGUGGUAUGCUUCAGGCUCAGACAACAUCCCUUACAUCAUCAGCCCAACUCUGAGCCAUGUCGUAGCCUGCACGCUACAGCUCUCUUCUUGGCUCUACCGUAAUUCACUCUUCAUCAUCGCCUGUAUCGUCUACCAAAUCGUCUGCCACUUUCAUAGUCUCCGUCUGGAUGAUUUCGCCCGCCGCUUCGCCUCUGAGAUCACUGACUUUAGAUCCACGCUCGCCGAGCAUUUGAGAAUCCGCCGUGAGCUAAAAGUUGUUAGCCACCGUUUCAGGCGAUUCAUUCUGUUGUCGUUGGUCUUCGUCACUGCCACUCAGUUUAUGGCGUUGCUCACCACCACUAGAGCUAGUGUUCCCUUUGAUAUCUACGAACUCGGCGAGCUCGCGUUAUGCUCCAUAAGUUUGGUCUCAGGGGUUUUCAUAUGCUUGAAAAGUGCAACACAGAUGACUCACAAAGCUCACUCUGUGACGAGCAUUGCCACAAAAUGGAACGUUUGCGCCACUUUAAACACGUUUGAUGAUGAUCUUGAUGAUGGAGAAGCUCCUAAAUGUCCAACAUCAAGACAACAUUCCCGGACUUUGUCACAUCGUCGUAUUGCUAUUCAGUCAUCUGAUGAUGAAGAAGAAGUAGAAGGAGACAGUGAUCUUGAAUAUACCACGAUUCAUCCAAUCUAUGUCCGAGACAUUUCUUCUUUCCAGAAACGUCAAGCUUUAGUGACGUAUCUAGAGAACAACAAAGCUGGGAUCACUGUUUACGGAUUCUUGAUGGAUAAAACUUGGUUGCGUAUGAUCUUUAGCAUCGAGCUUGCUCUUCUUCUAUGGCUGCUCAGAAAGACAAUCGUGAACGUAGCAUGAAAACGAAAUCGUGUCUUGGUUUCUCUCACAAUAAAGGACAUGGUUAGUUGCAGAGAUGAUCUUUCCGGCUAUAUAACAAGUUGUUUUUUGUCGAUCGUCUAUUGAUAUACUUGUAUGAUAAUCAAUGUUUGAUUUUUAAAAUUAUUAAAAUACAAAAACGAAGAACUGAAGUUGUAUCUUAUAAUUCUAAGAUUAUAAAAAUCCAUCAAAUGUCUUCAAAACCUCUAUACUGUACUCCAAUCGUCUUCCUUAGACUUUAACACUGCCACAAUCAUUCCUCGGGUCAAAGGAAACUGGAAAUACAUUAAUGCCACAAACCAUAGGUAAACCGAUAAGUUUAUUGAUAUCUGCUUUAAUCGUUUGUACAUACGUUUCAAGACAUACGCAGAAAAUCCGACGAUCUUGUGUCGUCGGAACUAUACGGUAAAUUGUUUCCAAACUUUUGCAACAAUCUGGUUUUGGCUGAGAAUCUUGUUCUGGACCGGUAAUGUAUGAUAAACACGACAUCAAGGUGGCUGUCACAUCAGGGCAUAUGAUACUACGCACUGUUUUGACGUUGUAAACCAAGAAGAGAAUAGUAAUUGAAACAACACAAGUAUUGAAAAAU
Messenger RNA from Thlaspi arvense, 2938 nucleotides. The record is from the annotation of a GenBank genome assembly. Lineage: Eukaryota; Viridiplantae; Streptophyta; Magnoliopsida; Brassicales; Brassicaceae.